AUGUCAGCAACCGGACUUUUGCUGUUGGGCGUGGUGGCGGCGGUGGGCGGGGCCGUGUUCCCCGAGCCACGCCUGGAGACGCUGCCCUGCGGAACGACCACCAUGAACCCCGGUGAGCGAGUGGCCAUCCAGUCGCCCAACUUCCCCCAAAACUACGACACAGAUUACAGAUGCCAGUACGAGAUCACCUGCAACCCCAUGGAGUCAACCUACCUGGAGUUCAUCUGUCCUACCUUCGAACUGGAAUCCUCUACCGACUGCCUCAAUGACCGUCUGGUGGUGACUUACCAUGGCUCUCGCGAAGAGAAAUGCGGCACCGACAGUCCCGACGGAACCAUCACCUCCGACGGGUGGACGCGCCUCACCUUCGCCAGCAACGCCGCCACCACCGCCCCUGGCUUCCGCUGCUACAUCUGGUGCCGCGAACAGACCACCACGACCUCCACCACCACUUCAACGACAACCACACCUACCACUACUACCCCAACUACCACUACUACAACAACAACACCUACAACCACAACCCCCACCACAACUACGCCAACUACCACUACUACAACCACAACUCCCACCACAACAACUCCGACUACCACUACACCAACUACAACACCGACCACUCCAGUCUGCUAG
Molecule: messenger RNA, 630 nt
Organism: Penaeus indicus
Lineage: Eukaryota; Metazoa; Arthropoda; Malacostraca; Decapoda; Penaeidae
Product: integumentary mucin C.1-like
Exons: 3
Coding region: 1-630 (209 amino acids)
Source: RefSeq, a predicted model, not a curated record